Penicillium mononematosum is the source of this 645-nucleotide messenger RNA. RefSeq names its product BTB/POZ domain-containing protein. The transcript has 2 exons. Gene Ontology annotation, molecular function: protein binding. Bases 1 to 645 code for a protein of 214 amino acids. The record is from RefSeq and is a predicted model, not a curated record. NCBI's taxonomy places the organism in Eukaryota, Fungi, Ascomycota, Eurotiomycetes, Eurotiales, Aspergillaceae.
AUGGCUCAAGGGACUGUGCGAAGCAAGAAAAGCGACUUCAGCAAAGUUCAAGGACCGACAGUCACAAUCACAGUCGGAGCUACAAAGUCGCCUUUCCAUAUCCACAAAUCACUUAUCUGCACAUCUUCACUCUUUUUUCAAAAGGCUAUGUCCGGACCGUGGAAAGAAUCCAAGGAGCAAACUCUUGAGCUCCCGGAAGACAACCCCCAGGCAUUUGCGCUAUAUUCACACUGGCUUUACUUUGGCAAAUUCCCAGUGAUUGGUAAAGGAAACAAUCAUUACAGGGAGUACUAUGAUCUUGUCAACGCAUAUGUGCUCGGGGACAAGUUGCUCGACGUCAAGUUCCAGAAUUCAGCCAUCGACGCAAUAAUCGAGAAAUCCUCUGCACCUGAUCCUCACGAUGGAAAGCGUUAUUACCCCUGUGGGGCCUUGAUCAGUCAUGCUUACAACAGUACGACUGAGUCUGCUACAAUUCGAAAGCUGUUUGUGGACAUGUAUGUGGACGCUGCGGAAGCCGUAUGGCUGAACAGAGAACUUCCAAAGGAAUUUCUCUAUUCGGUGGUUGAAGGUUUCAUGAAGAAACAAACCGCCCAAACGAAGAAAAUCAAAGCAUUCGAGUAUUAUGUGAACCCCUCCUCGAAUUGA